AUGUCUAUAGCUUUUCAGAUAUUGUAUUGGCUCAUAAGUUUCACGCUUACGGUUGGGAUUUUGUUCAUAAAUAUUAUGUUUUUGAUUCUUUGCAAAGAUUUGGAACAAGACUAUGUAAAUCCGAUAGAGUUUACAGAAAACUUGAACAAGCUCGUUGUCCCUGAAUAUUCUGCAGAGGGACUACUGUGCGCGGUCUUGCUGGUUGGCGGCCACUGGAUCGUAGGUUUAACGCUAGCCCCUCUGGUGUACCUUAACGUCAAACGUUGGAUGCAGCAUCGACACGUUUUCGAAAGCACGAGUGCGUUCAAUGUGCUUCCGCUGGCGAGGAGGCAAAGCCAAGUGAAACUGGGCUGCUUCGCGCUCUUGUUCUUCUACCUGCUUUAUAGUUUCGUUUAUUUUCUCGUUCAUUUCUCAACAAACGGAAGCAAGCUCAGUGCCGAUUUCCGUUUCGAUAUAGCGGAAGGCACCACCGUAUGA
This is a messenger RNA of Cyanidioschyzon merolae strain 10D, 477 nucleotides long. RefSeq names its product similar to ER-derived vesicles protein Erv14. The transcript has a single exon. The record is from RefSeq and is a predicted model, not a curated record. Gene Ontology annotation, biological process: vesicle-mediated transport. The coding region runs from base 1 to 477 and encodes 158 amino acids. Lineage: Eukaryota; Rhodophyta; Bangiophyceae; Cyanidiales; Cyanidiaceae.